This is a messenger RNA of Mucor velutinosus, 648 nucleotides long. RefSeq lists its product as uncharacterized. The record is from RefSeq and is a predicted model, not a curated record. The transcript has a single exon. The coding region runs from base 1 to 648 and encodes 215 amino acids. Gene Ontology annotation, molecular function: acyltransferase activity, transferring groups other than amino-acyl groups. Lineage: Eukaryota; Fungi; Mucoromycota; Mucoromycetes; Mucorales; Mucoraceae.
AUGCCAGUUACAGCAAUUAGAAAGUAUGUCAUGACCCGCGGCAAGAUGGAGACUUUGGAGGAAUUCGCUUCCAAGAAUGAAUGGGUUCUCUCUGACACAUUGGCAUAUGAACAAGAGCAAGACUACCCCGUCAACUGCGUUUCCGUCUAUUACGCUGUUGAUUUGGAGGCCAAGCAAAUCACCGACAAAUAUUUCAUUGCUACAUACCAUCCCACCUACAAGAACACAUUCAAGGAAGUCAGCGUUGCUUGGCUGGAAGAGUAUUUCUCGGUGGAGGCGGGCGAUUUAUACCAAUUAGACAACCCUGAAGAAAAUAUCAUAGCUCCAGGUGGUGAGAUCUUUACAUUGCUGAAUGCCAAAGAUCACAUUGGUGUUGUUGCUAUGCUGAAUCAUGGUGCCACUGUUGAACUGGGCAAGAUGGGCGUCAAGAAGCAAUACAAUGGCAAGGGCCUUGCUCAUCCAUUGAUGUUUGAGGGUAUUCGAUGGGCUAAAAACCAUCACAGCCAAUUUCCCCAUAUUGAUAUCUACACUGCAAAGCACUUGAUUCCCGCUGUGAACUUGUACAGAAAGUAUGGUUUCGAGGAUGCCCCUAUUGGAGGUUAUACUAAAUUUGCCAGAGUUGAUUUGGCUAUGCGAUUGACAUUUUAG